AUGGUCCCGCGGAAGGAAGAUGAUUCUGGAACGCCAGGAAAAGGGAAACCGUUUUCGGUGUCGUUUUCCACUGCGCCCAAAAGGGCAUCAAAUAUCCCGCAGAAUUCGAGGCCUCACUCAUCACUGCGGCAACGACCGCGACAUUUAACACACCAUGAUGAUGGAUCCGAGGAAGAAGACACAGACCCCGUUCACGAAGAAGUAACUGGGUUCGAUACUAGUGCAGGCGGCGCAAUCAGCAAGGAUGCAGUUUCAAAGGACAAAGGUCCUCUCGUCAUACAUGUGGAAAGCAAAAAUAAUUGGCGUGAUCGACCAGGGACAAACCGUAGAGGCAAGAACUUACUCCCACAAGAAGUGCAAGCGGCUGGAAAAGAAGCGGUUGUGGAGACCGAAACACCAAGUAUAUCGUACGGUCUUAGUCUUGCUCCGUCGAAUGAUAUUAUUCAAGGGAAGGAAGCGGAUGUAUCUAUGGUCGAUGCUGUUUCCGCUCCCCAAUCUCGAGAACCUCUGACGCAAGAUGAGAUCGCGCUGCAGGCACUCAUACGUGAGAGCGAGGGUGGCGAUAAGGAAAGGCGACCUGACCUGGUCAUAGAGUCUGUCAACCCGGAGGCGAGGUACGACGAAACGAGUUCGUUCCGUGCAGACGUCGCAACACGUCCGGAUCCAGCGAGCUUGGACGCAUACGAUGCAGUUCCCGUCGAGGAGUUUGGCGCUGCUUUACUGCGAGGCAUGGGAUGGAAAGACGGACAAGCAAUCGGCCGUGGAAAUUAUGGGAACACGAGCGCAGCAAAUCAAGUUCGCAUACCCCAACGUCGUCCAGGUUUUCUAGGGAUUGGCGCCAAAGAUAUUUCUGGCGGGAAAGGCGCAGAAGUAGAAAUCGGCGCGUGGGGAAAGGCUGCUAUGCGCAAGGGAUCGAGGAAAGCUGGUGAUGGCAGCGGCAGCGCAGCGGGAGUCUACAUGCCUAUCGUCAUGAAAAGUAAGACGACAGGUGAGCACCUGACCGAAGAGGAAUUUAAGAUUCUUCAAAAAGAGGCCAGCGAAGGGAAAGCAAGGGAGAAGCUGGAUGGCGAACGCUCGUCUCAUCGUUCCAUCACCAAUGGCAGAGAGAGAGAUAGAGAUCAUCGUUCGCAUCGCUAUGACGACGAAAGUGAUACCGAUCGAGAGCGCAGUAGGAAAUACAGGAAAUCAUAUUCUUCACGUAGAGAGCGGAGUCGAUCUUCUGGAGCUCAUGACCGUCGAAGCUAUCGGUACGAUGAUGAUGAUAGGGAGAGAUCUUCGCGAGAUACUCGCCGUUACCGUGAUAGGGACGAUGGCGAUCACAGAAGGCCAAUUUCUAGAGAUCGAAGUCAUCGGGAUCAAACCCAUUCGAAGCGCGAUAAGGAUUAUCAUCGGACUCGAGACAGACAUCUUGAUUCUGAUCGUGUGCGCUCGGACAGAGAUAGAGAUAAGGGUGGGCAUAGGGCUUAUAAAUAG
This is a messenger RNA of Talaromyces atroroseus, 1473 nucleotides long. Its product is annotated as Pre-mRNA-splicing factor spp2. The transcript has a single exon. Gene Ontology annotation, biological process: mRNA splicing, via spliceosome. Gene Ontology annotation, molecular function: nucleic acid binding. The record is from RefSeq and is a predicted model, not a curated record. Bases 1 to 1473 code for a protein of 490 amino acids. Gene Ontology annotation, cellular component: spliceosomal complex. NCBI's taxonomy places the organism in Eukaryota, Fungi, Ascomycota, Eurotiomycetes, Eurotiales, Trichocomaceae.